Molecule: messenger RNA, 1265 nt
Organism: Melopsittacus undulatus (budgerigar)
Lineage: Eukaryota; Metazoa; Chordata; Aves; Psittaciformes; Psittaculidae
Gene: LRRC23
Product: leucine rich repeat containing 23
Exons: 7
Coding region: 1-1008 (335 amino acids)
Molecular function (GO): protein binding
Source: RefSeq, a predicted model, not a curated record
AUGGAGGACGAGGAGCUGGAAGAGGAAGAGGAGGAGGAGGAGGUGGGGGAGGAAGAAGAGGAUGAGGAGAAGGAGGCGGCGGAGGAGGAAGAGGCGGCAGAGGAGGAGGAGCAGGCGCCGGCUCCGUGUCCCCUGACAGAGGAGGUCCUGAAGGAGGGUCUCUCUCUCCUCUGUAAGACCGGCAACGGCCUGGCCCACGCCUAUGUCAAAUUUGAAGCCAAAUCCAAGGACUUGACAGACAUCAGCCUCCUCGAAAGCUUCAUUCACCUGCGGUACGUGGAUUUGUCGGAGAACAAGCUCCAGGAUUUGGCCCCACUGAGCAGCCUAACCCACCUGCUCUGGCUGAAGGUGGAUGGGAACCUGCUGAGCAGUGCCUGCAUGCAGGAGCUGCCUUACCUCCAGGUCAUCAGCUUUGCUCGCAAUCACAUCAAGGACAUGGAGGGCAUUACUCACCCCCGCUUAGCCAACCUCAGCAUGAAAGAAAAUAAAAUCCAGUCAGCGCUGAGCCUGAGUCAUGCCCAAUUGUUCAGCCUACAAAUCCUGGAGCUGCGAGGAAACAAGCUAAAGAGCACAGAAGGACUCAGUCUUCCCAAGCUCAAGACCCUCUAUCUGGCCCAGAACACCAUUUCGAGCCUUGAAGGCCUUGAGGGGCUGGAGCAGCUGACAACUCUGCACCUGCGUGACAACCAGCUCGAGACCCUGGAUGGAUUCUCUAGUAGUAUGAAGUGCCUGCAGUACCUCAACCUACGGAACAAUAGGAUCAGUAGCAUUCAGGAGGUGGCAAAACUGCAGUUCCUGCCCAUGCUGCAGACACUGGUGCUGUUGGACAAUCCAUGCUCUGAGGAGACUUCUUACCGGCUGGAGGUCCUGGCCCUGCUGCCACACCUGCAGCGCCUGGACAAGGAUGUAGUUCAGCAAGAGGAGCGAGCAGAGGCAAAAGAAAUCCGUCAGAUAAGACAGGAAGAAAAGGAAAUGGAGAGAUCAGAGCAGGGUGAUGCGGCUGAGUGACCCUGGUUUUAACACCUGUACCCACAGCCAGUCUAGGUUUGGAGAUGCCUUUCCCCACACGUGCAGUCAUAGGACCAGACCCACCCUCACCUCAGCUUGCCCCUGGAGAAAUAAACAGGAGGGCUGCUCACACUGGUCCUGGCAGCUGCCCUGAGGUACUGCAGUGGGCUUUUGCAGACACUGCAUUCAUGUGCCUUCUCCUCAGUAGGCCUGAGAGGGAAAAGGGAAAAGUUACAGGUUCUGUGGUUCAACUUAUG